AUGCGGUUAAUAUGGUUAUUCGGCUUCGUAUGUUCGAUACUGGAUAUUGCAUCGGCGGUUGAUUUCGGCAUAAACUAUAAGCUAUUAGAAUGUUUCGACUAUAAACGUAAUUUUUGGCUGGUUGGUUACGCGUUUCACACUUCAUCUGUGGAGUUCAAAGACGAAUGUUUGCGUCUAUGUCUUUCGGCGCUAAUUCGUGGUUCACGUUGUAAAUCUGCAAUGCAUAUUCCUGGCGAUGAUCAAUGCGUGAUUUCGGAUCAGGAUCAAUUAACAAGACCGGAUUUAUUUAUCGAAAAUGAUGCGCACAACACUUUUACCGUGAAUUAUUUUAGGAACACAUGCGUGGAUCCGCCUUUAAAAGAAGGUGGUCGACUUGAAGCUCGUCUAACCGGAUUUCGUGGUGGUGAAGGAAUUUUGGAGUUAGCACAACGAAAAGGACAAAAUCCUAAGCUACUAGCCAUAAUGACCGGUUUGCACGAAAAUAAGGACUUCCAUUUGAUCUACAUGCCUGAUAUCGAGCUAUCCGCUUGCUUUAAACCGGGCAUGGUCAAUGAACAUAAAGGCAAGAAACUAAUCACUAUUGACAGUGAUAGUCGAGGAAUGGCUAUUCAGCCAUGGACCGACGUUGAUUUCCAUAUCCUAGAUGAUGGAGUUAUUGAUAAGGUAAUUAUCGUUGUCGAAGCGGGCACAUCAAACGUGGUUGACUGCGGUAAAUUACAAAUCCAUGGAAAUGUAUCCGAUUGGCAACGUGCCAUGAAUGGUCUCGACACGAUUCGGGUAACAGUUACACAGAUGAUUGUUGUGUUAGUUGCAUUGUUGAUGAUCUAUGUUUAG
Necator americanus (New World hookworm) is the source of this 834-nucleotide messenger RNA. RefSeq lists its product as uncharacterized. The coding region runs from base 1 to 834 and encodes 277 amino acids. The record is from RefSeq and is a predicted model, not a curated record. The transcript has 6 exons. NCBI's taxonomy places the organism in Eukaryota, Metazoa, Nematoda, Chromadorea, Rhabditida, Ancylostomatidae.